Molecule: messenger RNA, 996 nt
Organism: Laccaria bicolor S238N-H82
Lineage: Eukaryota; Fungi; Basidiomycota; Agaricomycetes; Agaricales; Hydnangiaceae
Exons: 8
Coding region: 1-996 (331 amino acids)
Biological process (GO): mitochondrial translational elongation
Cellular component (GO): mitochondrion
Molecular function (GO): GTPase activity; translation elongation factor activity; GTP binding
Source: RefSeq, a predicted model, not a curated record
AUGGUCGUGUGUCGUUAUAUCCCAGGAAAUUCUCGAGUCCGUUACGGAACUCGCCAAGGCCAAGCGGAACAACUUGCUGAGGUAGACGAAGAGAUUGGGGAGCUCUUCCCCAACGACGAAUUGUUCAAUAACCACCAGAUUGCCGCUGCUAUUCGACGCUCCACAAUCGCCCUCAAGUUCUCCCCGGUCUUCCUCGGUUUUGCGAUCAAGAACACAGCCGUUCAGCCCAGCUUGACGAAGGAAGAUCCUACAUUCAAAGUUCACAUCGAUCAUGAGAGCAAAGAGACCAUUAUUUCCGGCAUGGGAGAACUUCACCUUGAAAUUUAUGUUGAACGCAUGCGCAGAGAAUAUAACACUAAUCGCGUCACUGGAAAACCUCGCGUAGCAUUCCGUGAGACUAUCACUCAACGCGCCGAUUUCGCCUACACGCACAAGAAGCAGACUGGAGGCGCGGGUCAAUACGCCAAAGUUGUCGGGUACAUCGAGCCGAUGGAACCUGACCCAGAGACCGGAAAGGACGUUGCUUUCGAGAGCGUGGUCAUGGGUGGGAACAUCCCUACUAACUUCAUUCCUGCCAUCGAAAAGGGUUUCUAUGAAGCACUUGAAAAAGGUGCCUUGUCUGGUAACGCCAUUUUCGGAUGCCAUUUCGUGCUCAAGGAUGGUGCCUUCCAUGCCGUCGAUUCGUCUAAACUGGCUUUCCGACUUGCAACCAUCGGUGCUUUCCUCGUUGCUCCCGUUGAAUUCCAGAGUCAAGUUAUCGGUAGAUUGAACACUCGUCGUGGUACCAUUGUUGACGGCGAAGUCCGCGAUGACGAGUUCACUGCUGCCGCUGAGGUGGCGCUGAACGAUAUGUUUGGGCAUUCCAAUCAACUUCGUGGUUCUACUCAAGGGAAGGGUGAAUUCAGCAUGGAAUAUAAGCAUCACAUGCCUGUUCUGCCAAAUCUUCAGAAGGAUCUUGAGGAGGCUUACCGCAAGACCCUUGUUGUUAAAAAAUAG